GUUCGGACUCUGAAGUUUAGUCGCAUCCGACAUGCAUCAAUGGGCAGUUGAGACAGAGAAAGAGAGCGAGAAAGCUCAAGGAGCUCGACUGUAAUCAAGGGAAUCUAUUUUGGCAAACAUGAUAUACUAUAUUGCAUUCGGACUUUGUACAACAGAAUUCGCAAUGGAAUUUCAUGCGUAAUUUAGCACACUUUAGAAAAUCAUCAUCAAUAAUUUAGGCCAAGUUGUCGAUUGGAAGGCAUCAAUAAUGCAGAGAAACAGUCGGUCAGUUAUUAGACCAGGUCAGGGAAUACUUACAACAUUGUCUGGGAACACUUGCAGCUGCCCCGUAAUAAUAAUAACAACACGUCGAUGCCCACAAAGUGGCAAAAAUGAAUACUACGUGUAUUCCAAGUAUUCCAGUAAGCAGUGAACAACGGGACAAUGAACAUGUCUGUGCCUGUCGAUCAGCCAUUGGUAUUGCUGAGCAAAUCGAAUCCCGUAUUCUGUUGCUAUCUAUUCUGGAGCAGUUUGCUCAUCAUCAAGAUGCUCUUAAUGUCCUUGCUGACGGCAAGGCAACGCAUCAAGACCAAAACAUUUGCCAAUCCCGAAGAUCUCCGCAUGGGACGCACUCCAGAGGUGCGCUUCAACGAUGCAAACGUGGAACGCAUGCGACGCGCGCAUCGCAAUGACCUGGAGAACGUGCUGCCAUUUCUGCUGAUGUCUUUGGCGUAUGUGGCCAGCAAUCCACAUCCGCUGACCGCCAAGAUGCUCAUCCGCAUUGGCGCCAGUGCUCGACUUUUGCACACCAUUGUUUAUGCUUGCAUUCCGCUGCCGCAGCCGACGCGAGCUUUAAGCUUCUUUAUUACCUUUGGCAUUGUGAUCUUUGAGGCAUUCUAUGUGCUCAUCUGUGCCAUUAAGUACAUUUGAAGCGGAGAACUGAGAGUUAUUAC
Molecule: messenger RNA, 932 nt
Organism: Drosophila sulfurigaster albostrigata
Lineage: Eukaryota; Metazoa; Arthropoda; Insecta; Diptera; Drosophilidae
Product: microsomal glutathione S-transferase 1
Exons: 3
Coding region: 424-909 (161 amino acids)
Cellular component (GO): membrane
Source: RefSeq, a predicted model, not a curated record